Messenger RNA from Anarrhichthys ocellatus (wolf-eel), 1537 nucleotides. RefSeq names its product cysteine and glycine-rich protein 1a (gene csrp1a). The record is from RefSeq and is a predicted model, not a curated record. Gene Ontology annotation, cellular component: cytoplasm; nucleus; Z disc. Gene Ontology annotation, biological process: sarcomere organization; muscle tissue development. The transcript is spliced from 6 exons. Gene Ontology annotation, molecular function: actinin binding; structural constituent of muscle. Lineage: Eukaryota; Metazoa; Chordata; Actinopteri; Perciformes; Anarhichadidae. Bases 136 to 720 code for a protein of 194 amino acids.
CCCCUGUUGCUCGACACGCCAUAACUUUGCGGACUGAAGCAGCAACAACAGAAGCUCCUCCAACCAGCAACACUGUUUCACCCGGAUAAAGUCAACCUUGUCCAUCACUGACUGACAGCACCUACUGACUGCAGGAUGCCAUUAGGAGGAGGAAACAAGUGUGGCCGCUGUCAGAAGACAGUCUACUUUGCAGAAGAGGUACUCUGCGAUGGGCGGAGCUUCCACAAGUCCUGCUUCCUGUGCAUGGUGUGUAGGAAGAACUUGGACAGCACAACUGUAGCUGUUCAUAUGGAUGAAGUCUACUGCAAGGCGUGCUACGGCAAGAAGUACGGGCCAAAAGGUUACGGUUAUGGCCAGGGAGCAGGGACACUCAGCAUGGACAAGGGAGAGUCUCUGGGUAUUAGACAUGAAGAACCUGCUCCUCAUCGUCCCACCAGCAGCAACCCAAACCCAUCCAGCCUGGCUCAGAAGUUUGGAGGGUCAGACAAGUGCCCUCGUUGUGGCAAGGCCGUCUACGCUGCUGAGAAAGUGAUUGGAGCUGGGAGUGCAUGGCAUAAGAUUGGAUGUUUCACUUGUGCCACAUGUAAUAAGAGCCUUGAGUCAACCACACAAGCUGAUCGGGAUGGAGAAAUCUACUGCACAGCUUGUUAUGGCAAAAACUUUGGUCCCAAGGGAUUUGGGUAUGGAUUGGGAGCUGGGGCGCUGGUGAAUACUCAGUAGAGAGCAGACCACUGAGAUCUCCGUUGACAUUUCUGCAGCAAGCUGCGCUGACUGUCUUCUUACUGCAGAGGGCAGCCUGCUGCCUGUCGUCAUACACCUGACUACAUCGAUGUGGAGAUAGGUCUGGGUCUUGUUAAAUAGCACCUGACAAUAGCACCUGACGGCUUGAUAAAGGGCUACAUUAUAAGAUUCAACAGUGAGACAUGCAACACCAUCUCUGCCUCAUAUAGGACAAAGAUGAUUACUUGUGCUGUUACAGUAAAUCCUGAUACAUAACCAACACUUCAUACUGAAACAUUAUACUGUUUAACGCUGCAUUGAUGAUUUGCACCUUCCCUGUUGUUUUCCUCCUUGAAUGAAAUCUCAGUAUGUUAUUAACAAUACUCUAUGUAAAAAAUAAAUGCUGCUUUUUUUGUAUUUUAUGCUUUCCAAACAGAAUGAUAAUAAAUAAAGUUCAAAGAUGUUAGUGCCUGUUUCUUCUUAAUUGAGGCAGAAAAUACAUAAGAACAUAUGACGGAAGGUGUGGGUGUGUGUGUGUGUGUGUGUGUGUGUGUGUGUGUGGGUGUGUCGAUAAAUAUCCCACACUCAUUGUAUCCAUUCCUCUCAUAAAAUGGCAGUGACGCAUCACAGUGCUGGUAUAAAUCCAGUAUCUUUUAAAGUUCAGGGAGUUUCACUCCACCCAUAAAUCUAUUACAUGCCAUGCAGCCACCAAGGAUGUGAAGAAUGCCAAAACGUUUUUUAGGUGCCAUGAUUAAACUACCUCCUAUGAAAACAGUGCAACUUCAGAUGAAUCAGCAAGGAAGGCUUUGAAGUUUGU